CUUCAUAAUAGCAACUCAAGGGGAAGGCCCUCUACCUCAGCAGAGCUCAUAGGAUCAUGGGAAUUGUGAAGCCAGCAUGGUUGGAAGCCCUCUACACACAGAAGUUCUUUGUGGGGUGUGCAGUUCAUGACAGUGCAAAGAAGAAUGAGAAGAACAUCUGCUGCUUGGAUUGUUGCACCAGCAUUUGCCCCCACUGCCUCCCUUCCCAUCGCUCCCAUCGUCUCGUCCAGGUUCGCCGUUACGUCUACCACGACGUUGUUCGACUCGAAGACCUGGAGAAGCUCAUAGACUGCUCUAACGUUCAGGCUUAUACCAUAAAUGGUGCGAAAGUGGUGUUUAUCAAGAAGAGACCUCAGAAUAGGCAGUUCAAAGGCUCUGGAAACUACUGUACUUCAUGUGACAGAAGCCUACAAGAACCUUAUAUCCACUGCUCUCUAGGCUGCAAGGUGGACUAUGUGCUGAAAUACAAAAGGGACCUAUCUCCUUACUUGAGAGCAUGCAACUCUUUGCAACUGAGUCCAGACUUUUUAGUCCCUCAAGAAAUGGGGGACGAAGAGGCUGGGGAUCGGUCAACGAUCGUGGACUGCGACGAGCAAAUGAGCUCGUCAUCGGGGUCAUCGGGGACGUCGUCGGCGGAGAACAUGAGCAUGGCAUGCACGGAGAUGGUCCGGAGGAAGAAGACAAGUGGGAUGUAUGAGUGCAGAAGAUCAGCUAGUAAGGUUUCAGAAGAGGACAAUAUGGCUUCGAGCAUGAUCAUGAGUAGGAGAAAAGGCAUUCCUCAUAGGUCUCCUCUCUGUUAA
Molecule: messenger RNA, 800 nt
Organism: Malania oleifera
Lineage: Eukaryota; Viridiplantae; Streptophyta; Magnoliopsida; Santalales; Ximeniaceae
Product: protein RGF1 INDUCIBLE TRANSCRIPTION FACTOR 1
Exons: 4
Coding region: 57-800 (247 amino acids)
Source: RefSeq, a predicted model, not a curated record